UGUGGUGUUUGUAAAUGUGUAAAUGUUAAACAUCAGUUCAAAUUGUAAUUAUGAUUAAUACUUGAAAGUUUAUUCGUUUGCAUGGAGGACCCAAUGGGCGUGGUCGAGUUUAUCCUCCCUUUGAGUUCCACUGCGCAGGAAAUUGAAACAAUAUUCAAACACUUAAAAUAAAAAUGACACUGCCGUGGGUGUAUUUUUCUUUUGAGGUUACGCAACUUUUUAUUCAUAUAGAUGUAUAAUGAGUUCAAAGCACUUUGAAACCAGGGAUCGAGUUAGUGCUUAAUUCAAUCCAAUCCUCAUUACAGCAUUUAUAAAUUAUUCAUUUUUCCAAUGGUCAAAUUAACUCAGAGACUGGUCUUGGGUACGGUAUAAAAUCAUAUAACCACUACCAUGACAACCCUGAGAGGAAGGCUUUCACUUUCCAGAGCCAGAAGUGCGCGCACGCGGUGAAAUUGCAAAUUAGGACACUGCGUAAACAGCUACGGCGGAUUUAAAUGAAUCCCAGCAUUAGUCCACUUUUAAAUAAGCUAUGCACAUGUUGUGAGGGAGGUGUGUUUGUGUUUCAUUGAGUUGUAUUAUUCCGUUUACUUUUUCUUGGUUUUUGUGGGUUCUGCCGUUUGUGUCCCCAUGAUGUAGUGCAACAUAUCUUCAGCGAAAUUUGAAAGAACAAUAUUUUGUAUGGCUUUCUAUGCACUGUUAAACUCCAUUUACUAUAAAAAGUAAAAUAUGUAUCUCAGAGUGAAUUAAAUGCCUGUUAAAUACUUUGUUUUCAGUUUACCCUAACUGAGUUGCCAUGUCCCCAACCAUUUUCAGUCACAUUCAGUUAGAAAUAUAAUUUACAAAAUCCUACAUAUUUCAAUCUUCUUAAUAAUAACGAUGUAACUACACAUGAAAUUCUUCUAAUCAAAUACCAUUUAUUGAGAUUCCUGCAUCAUUAUUAAAAUAAGAAAAUGUUCUCCUAAUUUCCCUGUAAUGUAAUAUCCACCCUGUUAAGCUGAUAAAAACACUUCUGGAAUAUAAUGGACUUGACUUUCAAGUCACCUGACUUUCAGGAAGUGAAAUAAUUUUUUGGAAGGGAAGCCAAACAUGAAAAGCAAAGCCUGGACUGUAAGCAGCUCAAUUACAACUGAUCUGUGGUACAACUGCCUCACUUCCGGCGGUGGAUACCACUGCAAAGUCGCCAGCAAUGAAGACUGGAUCCAGGCAGUACAGGCCCUCAUGGUCCUCUCUGUGCUGUUCUGCCUCCUCUCUCUCGUCUUCUUCCUGUGCCAGCUCUUCACCCUAGUCAAGGGAGGCAGAUUCUUCUUUACGGCUAUCUUCCAGAUCCUUGCCAGUCUUUUUGUGAUGUGUGGAGCCAUAAUCUACACCGUGAUGAGCCCUGAUAGGGCGGUGGGCGUGGAGUUUGGCUAUGCUUACAUUCUAGCCUGGGUGGCCUUCCCUCUGUGUCUGGUCAGCGGACUCAUCUACAUCAUACUGAGGAAGAGAGAAUGAGAGAGACAAAGGGGAAGACCGAGGUUGAGGCCUCAACCCACCAAAACCACCACCAGAACUAGUGUUACCAUGUUCCUGGAACCUUCAAGAAAUUCUAUGUUUUUUCCCCUGAAAUCCCGGUUGGAGUUUUCCCAGGAUCAGGAAGUAAUAAGCAGAAAUUCCGGAAUCCUCUACCCAGGAUUUCUGAAAAACCAGGGAAUUUGUGUAAAGUUCCGUGUUUUUGAGACUGACCACCAGAGGGGCUGAUGUGCAUAAUACUGGCUGCAACGAAGCAAACUGAAUGGGACCCAUUUGUUUAAUGUGUUUGAAACCAUUCCUUUCAUUCUGUUCCAGCCAUUACUAUGAGCCUGUCCUCUGAAUGAAAGUGAUACCAGCCGCCAAUAUUGACCACAAACCAGAGACACACUGGCUACCCAUAGAUACCCCUUAGACUGGUCCCAGACCUGUAUGUGCUUCAGACAGUUCCUCAGACUACACCCGGUACUGCAUGACAACACUUGUCAAAAGAGUUGGUUUUAACAGGCAGAUCUGGAGUAGUGAUGUAAUAGGUAUAUCCAGCCUACACGCCUUGGGUUCAAAUAGUAUUCAUUUUCUGUCAAAUACUUUGAGCAUUUGGUUUAAACGUGCUCAGUCAAGCAUGCCCAUGGUGUUUGAAAGAAACACAAUCCUAUUGCAAACCAGGUCUGCUUCAAAACCAGUAACAAUACAGAGCAACAAAGUCAUGUUACAAAGACGGUCUAAAGAUGUACAUAGUUUUUGUGGUUUUUAGACAUAUUUAUAGCAUUUGUGUCCUUUGACGUACCUUUUGUACAUAGUGUUGUCGAGAUGUUUCCUUGAGUCCAGUUCAUUGUCAGAGCUCUUGUCUUUCACGCUUCCGUAAACGGGCAGAAGAAAAGACUAAAGCUGUGAUUUCAGCUUUAAGUGGGAAAACGCCAUGGCUCAGACAUUUAUUAUUCCUGGACUCAAAUUCACAACUAAUUAUGGUAUAUUAACGAGCAGCCCUAUUACCAUUAAAAAAUGAUUUUAAAGAACAAAAGUGUAGUGCCAGUACCUUUAGACAAAGUGAAUAAAAACACAAUAUCCUGGCCUGGUCCCACUUCUGUUUGUAUUAUUUUUAUGAAUUCCUUUACUCUUAUUGUCCAGUAAAAUGAUAAUGAUUUUCAUGGAGUUGACAAGAUGUCCCACAAUGACUGGAACUCAGGUUAACAUUGGAAGUCUGUUCUCUCCGGUCAAACAGAAGGCUUUCAGUUGAAAAACACAUUUAGUGACAAACAGAAAGAAGCGGGGAGGGAUGGAUAUGUCCAGUAGAAACUCUGGUUGCCCAAAACAUUUAGGUUUUUGGCGGAAUGAACACAGUGUUUUUGAUUGGCGGAAUGAACACAGUGGUUUUGAUUGGUGGAAUGAACACAGUGUUUUUGAUGAGGGAAAAAUAGAGGUAUGUUUUGGAUCCGACCAUCUAUAAUUGUGUUAAUGAAUUGUUCUACUUUAUUUUUUUUAUCUUUGUAUGUGACAUGGCAAAUAAAAGCCAUACUUACUGUCUAUUCCGAUUUUGAAAUUAAAAUGGUGCUUUGUAUCUGCAAUGCUUGAAUUGUAUAGCCUACCUGUUUGUGUUGCCAUCACAUGCUUUGAACAUUGCUUGUCUUUUCCCUGUACCCUGCCUUUUCUGUACAAAGAGGAAUUUGUUACUUUUUGUCUAUAUUCUUAUAAAUAAAACCACAGAAAGAACAUG
This is a messenger RNA of Esox lucius (northern pike), 3220 nucleotides long. Its product is annotated as peripheral myelin protein 22. Bases 1087 to 1491 code for a protein of 134 amino acids. NCBI's taxonomy places the organism in Eukaryota, Metazoa, Chordata, Actinopteri, Esociformes, Esocidae. The record is from RefSeq and is a predicted model, not a curated record. Gene Ontology annotation, cellular component: plasma membrane. The transcript has 4 exons.